ACUGCACUGAGUCACUCGUAAUCUUGACAUACUUUGCCAAAAUUUGUUCAACGCACUGCUUUCCUCGUCGUACUGCACCGAGUUCCGCGUAAUCAUGACACACUUUCCCAAAAUUUGUUGAUCUUAUCGCCCGUCAGCUUUGUUCAAAUACCAUGAUCCGAACCUGGUUGUUGAACUUAAUGAAGAAACUGGAUCCAGGACAAUAGAAGUAUCAGAUCAGCACACAGGUUCAUUGGUAUGGUUGUUUGAGAUGGAAAGUGGGGUUGAUACAUCUUUGAUCUUAGGUUCGUUAAUUGAAAAUUGGCUAGUGCUUGCAGCCCAAGAUGACUCAAUGGAUGGGAUGACACAAUUGUAUUUGAUUGAAUGGUAUAUGAGCUCAAAAGCUGAUAUCAGAGUAGAUGGGUAAGCUUUCUUUUACACAAGUUGAAAGAAAGUAUGAUUCCUAAAUUCUUGAAUUUGGUAUGCAAGGUCGAGUGUGAAUUUGACAAGUUGCUCAA
Molecule: messenger RNA, 497 nt
Organism: Melampsora larici-populina 98AG31
Lineage: Eukaryota; Fungi; Basidiomycota; Pucciniomycetes; Pucciniales; Melampsoraceae
Exons: 1
Coding region: 251-406 (51 amino acids)
Source: RefSeq, a predicted model, not a curated record